AGUGUAGCCCCAUCAGUGCUACCUGUCUGUGUCCAUCAAUGCCACCUGUUAGAUCCCAUCAAUGCCACCUGUCAGUGCCCAUCAGUGCCACAUCAAUGCCACAUAUCAGUGCCUAUCAGUGCACAUCAAUGCCACAUAUCAGUGCCAAUCUGAGCAGCCUUUCAGUGCCAACUAUCACUGCCAUCAGUGCCACCUAUCAGUGCCAGUCAGUGCCGCCUAUCAGUGCCAGUCAGUGCUGCCUAACAGUGCCAGUCAGU
Messenger RNA from Staurois parvus, 257 nucleotides. The record is from the annotation of a GenBank genome assembly. Lineage: Eukaryota; Metazoa; Chordata; Amphibia; Anura; Ranidae.